Messenger RNA from Ctenocephalides felis (cat flea), 3161 nucleotides. Its product is annotated as patj homolog. The coding region runs from base 107 to 3112 and encodes 1001 amino acids. Lineage: Eukaryota; Metazoa; Arthropoda; Insecta; Siphonaptera; Pulicidae. The transcript has 13 exons. The record is from RefSeq and is a predicted model, not a curated record. Gene Ontology annotation, molecular function: protein binding.
GUGAAGCUUAUGUUUGUUUUUAUUUUGACGUUGCUAAAAUUUUAGCUUUAAUGUUUGUUUUCUUGUGAUAAAUUAGUUUUAUUUUAAAGGCUAGCGCAUAAUAAUAAUGAUGCAUCUGAGCGCUGACAUAUCUAGUGCACUUCAGCAACUUGAGAGCAUCAAGACAGCAAUAGAUGACUCCCAUGAUCCAAAACUUCAGCUCAGUACUAAUGAAGAUUUGGAUAUGAUAAUAAGCCUAUUGCAAGAUCCAGUUUUUCGAAGCAUUGUUACUACUCAAGAUUCACUAGGUGAAUUGAAUUCCCAAAUAACACAACAUCCAUCAAUAUUACCAGGAGAUUUUGAUAUAACUACUUCAGGUGAUCUAAUUCUGACGGUGCCCCCUUCUCUUGAUUUAUAUGAUAAUGAGUACACUGAUGAACAAAGAGUACCCUCUGCACAAUUAAGUCCAGGUAGCCCUCAGAGUUUAGGUUAUAGCAUCGUUGGGGGUCAGUCAGGGGAAACAUUAACAUUACAUGAAGGAGAUCAAAUAUUGGCAAUUGAUGGUCAAACUAUAGAUUGUAAUAUUUCCCAUCAACAAGCGAUAAAUAUUUUGCAAAAGGCCAAAGGAUUGGUUGAGUUGGUGGUUGCCAGAACUGGUAGUGAAGAUGAUCGCUGCUCAUCUAUUGUCAGUGGCGUUUCUCCAACCAAACCAGGAAUAGUUUCUGAUAUGAUUUUAGGAACUGAAUGGGCUCAAGUCGAAGCUAUCGAUCUUGUAAAUGAUGGAACAGGACUUGGCUUUGGGAUAAUAGGAGCUCGUACUUCUGGUGUUAUUGUAAAAACAAUAUUACCAGGAGGUGUAGCAGACCGUGAUGGACGACUUCAAAGUGGAGAUCACAUUUUACAAAUUGGCAAUGUUAAUCUUCAUCGAAUGCAAUCAGAGCAUGUAGCAGCUGUUCUAAGACAAAGUGGCACGCAUGUGCGUUUAGUUGUGGCAAGGCCAAUAGAUCCAGUAGAGAGGCAUAGUAGUGCUCCAGUUGUUCCCACUAGAUUACUAGCAGAUCCAAUAGAAUUAGAUGCGCACUUAAUAGCAGCUGGCUAUCCAGAAAUUUUUAGAAAUGAUUCAAGUUCUAAUUCUCCAUCACCUAUUGCUGAUUCGCAUCCAAAUUCAUUUAUAUACAAUGCAGAUGGUCACACAUUACCGUUAGCUGCUAGUAGGAUAAACCUAGAUUUACCAGAAAUGGAGAAAUUUUCUGUUGAAUUGAAAAAAGACCUUAAUGGGCUCGGAAUCACAAUUGCGGGUUACGUUUGUGAAAAAGAAGAAUUAUCUGGAAUAUUUGUUAAAAGUGUAUCAUCAGGUAGCGCUGCUGAUUUAUCUGGCAGAAUUCAAGUAAAUGACAGAAUUGUUGAAGUGGAUGGCCAAUCACUGCAAGGAUAUUCAAAUCAUCAGGCAGUAGAUGUUCUGAAAAGUAGUGGAACUAUUGUUAGAUUAUGUUUAGAAAGGUAUUUAAGAGGGCCUAAAUAUGAGCAAUUGCAACAAGCUAUUGCUGCUAAUGAACUUAAGCCUUCAACGCCCAUCACGCCACCUCAUGUGCCAGUUUCAUCUCGAAAUAAUUCAAAUAUUGAAGAAGUAAGAAACCCAAACAUAUCAAGAUUUGCAAUAAUUCAAAAUGAUGUGAGUAACAGCAAACCAAUAAUUAAUGAAAAGCUUAAAGAUUGUGGUACUUUAAUAUCUGAUGACCGUAAACGAAAGGAGUCUGUAGUAUCCAUACAAAAUGAUAAAUGCUAUAGUAAAGAUAAUUUGAUUUCAUCACAUGCUCUGAGAAAAAGUUCAAACCAUUCUGUGCACAGUGAACAUUCAUCGCAUGAAGUGCCACUAAAGUCUGAUAUGAUUUUAAAUCCAGCACAUUUAUUAAAUAGUGAUAGGAUCAAAAAUGAUUUGCAUUCGUUCACACUACCUAAUGAUAGAAAUGAAAAAUCUAAGACUUUAAAAAACCAAGUUGGAGUAACUCUAGCACCAGCUCAAAACAUGUCCAUGUCACUGGAUAGAAAUGCUAAGUUCAACGAUUCUUUAUUAAAUACGGAAUUUGUUGUAGAAACUUCUGUUGAUGAUAAUUUAUGUGAAAAUAAAAAUAUUGACUUAGUUCUGUUAAGAAAUAGCAAUCAGUUUGAAAGUGAAUUAACACCUGCCAUGGAAGAAGUAAUCAAGGCUAAAUGGAAUAAUAUUGUUGGCGAGGAAACAGAAAUAGUGGUUGCGCAGCUUAGGAAAUUUGGUGCAAGCGGAGGGCUUGGCAUCAGUCUUGAAGGCACUGUAGAUGUUGAAGAUGGUAAGGAAGUUCGACCUCAUCAUUAUAUACGUUCCAUAUUACCAGAAGGUCCUGUAGGAAGACAUGGAGCACUGAGAUCUGGUGAUGAACUGCUAGAGGUUAAUGGGUAUCGACUACUUGGCAUGAAUCAUAUAGAAGUGGUAUCCAUAUUGAAAGAGCUGCCUAUAGGAGUAAGAAUGGUUUGUGGUCGAGGUCCAAUAUGUUCAUCUGAUGUGUAUAUGUCACCAUCGCCACCUCGUGGUAAAUUGGGUGGUUCUCUGCAGAAUCUCAUGCCAACUACGGAUAGAUUAGUAAAAGCAAAAUCUGAUGGCAGUCUUGCAACCACAGGCAGCACCGGUGGCGGCGAUUUUACUAAAAUGAAGUCUAGGUCUUUAGAACCGUUAACAGGUCUUGCAAUGUGGAGUUCUGAACCGCAAAUAAUUGAAUUAAUCAAAGGCGAACGUGGACUUGGCUUUUCAAUUCUGGACUAUCAAGACCCUAUUGAUCCGAAUGAUACUGUUAUUGUAAUUCGUAGCCUAGUGCCUGGAGGUGUAGCCCAGUUAGACGGUCGACUAAUUCCAGGAGACAGAUUACUAUUUGUAAAUGAUAUAAUACUAGAGAAUGCAUCAUUAGACCAAGCUGUUCAAGCUUUAAAGGGAGCUCCGAAAGGUGUAGUAAAAAUAGGUGUGGCUAAACCUUUACCAUUAGCAGAUUCAUCUUGUAGCAAUAAUCAAGAAGUUAGUUUUGAACCUCGGCAAUUAGCACCAACUCCAAUGACACCUACAAGUUCAACUUUUUCAGCCACACAAGGUGAAAUUAAGAUUAAUUAGUGUUCACAUCACCUAAUUUAUCAUUAUAAUUAAAUUUAGGCAUUUUACU